UGACGUAAAUCAUAUAUAAAGGAUAUGGAUACCCCUUUUGUUAACGCGACAGCAGGUCGAGUAUACGAAGCUAUAGCUUUGCAAGACGUUAACACCUGAUACCAUGUCAUCUACACCGGCAGCAUCGGCAGACGAUAUCGUCAAGCACGGUUGGAGUGCCGUUCCAGUUGAUGGCAAUGCCAUCCUCAGUGGCAAGCCGUAUCUUCACAAGCCAUCCCCCUUGACUGCAAAGGAUAUCCCCUUUCCUUCGGAUGACGCCAUCGUUGCGGGGGUGCAAGAGUACGCCAAAAAGCACCUUAUCGAGCAGACGUACAACCACUCGAUGCGGGUCUACCAUUGGGGAUAUUCCAUCAUCAAAGACCAAUUUCCCGACCAAUUUGGCCAGCUCUCGCUGUCUACGUGGGCGCUGACGUGCCUCCUCCACGACAUCGGCACCACGCACGACAACCUGCGGGCCACGUUGAUGUCGUUCGAGUUCUACGGAGGCAUUCUGGCCCUGAACCUUACAAAGGAGCUUGGAGCACCCCCAGCUCAGGCUGAAGCUGUGGCCGAGGCUAUCAUCCGUCAUCAAGACCUGGGAACUGUGGGUACGAUCACGUUCCUAGGACAGGUCAUUCAGUUGGCUACUAUCUACGACAACAUGGGCAUUAACCCGCAGAUCAUCGACCCGGUCACCAGGGACGAUGUGAAUAAGGCGUACCCCAGGAAGGGGUGGAGUGGGUGCUUCUCGAAGACGAUUAGGGAGGAAAAUGAACUUAAACCUUGGGCGCAUACUACGCAUCUUGGCGAGGAGGAUUUUCCCGAAGGGGUGAAGAAUAACGAACUUAUGAAGCCGUAUGAUAGUUGGGGACUGUGAGACCGGACAGUUGGAAAAGGGUCUUAGCAAUGGUUUGUAGUAGUAAUAAUUGGUACGACAAUAAGAGGGGAGGCGCAGGAGGCGUAGAGGGCUGAGACAGAUGAUGAUCGGUGGUCCUCAGACUAUCAAAUUCGUUACUUCGGGGAGUAUAGGUAUCGGGAGCUAUUCUAUACUCACGAGAAGAAGUCCACGUGGCUUAUAUGAGUGAUUCUAUUUGCAUACAACAGGAAUCAACGCUAUAACCCGAGACAAAGUGCUAAUUUUUUCAUGGAUAUGUUUUCUAAAUACUUCAUGCAGCUAUCUCAUCGG
Messenger RNA from Annulohypoxylon truncatum, 1165 nucleotides. Its product is annotated as cyanamide hydratase. NCBI's taxonomy places the organism in Eukaryota, Fungi, Ascomycota, Sordariomycetes, Xylariales, Hypoxylaceae. The coding region runs from base 104 to 856 and encodes 250 amino acids. The record is from RefSeq and is a predicted model, not a curated record. The transcript is spliced from 2 exons.